AGGGCCGAAUGUGUACGCUGGGCCACGUGUCAAGUGUUUUAUUGAACUUAUUGGUUGCAUUACAGCUGAUACAACCUUUAUACUGAAUCAACAUGGAGCAGGUACUUAUACUUGGAUGUCUAUGAGGAAGGAAAUGAAGUUACUCCUACUGUUAAGCACACUUGUUUUGGGUUGUGCUGCUGCUACAGACAACAGUACGCCAGGCAAUGAACGCCAGGGCUCGUUCAUCAAGGAAACGCUCACCUGCUCUUCAUCCAGCGAGGAGGAAGGGUUCUGUGAGAGGCCGCAGCAUGAAGAAGAAAAACUCAGACGACUAGCCCAAGAUGGUGCUGUGGCGUCCAUGUCAACCAAAUCUACCAAAGAAGUGGACUCAACAGCAGACUCACUAUCCACAGCAGGCAAGAGCUCUACCAAUGAGGAAGAGCCAAAAUCCCCCACCAUACACAUCUCCAAAAGCACAAACUCAAACCAGCCAUCUUUGAGUGAGGGCGAGAAGCACAGAACAGCAAUGUAUCCACCAAAGGAGAAGAUACCACAGCAUUCAGAAAGGGUGGACCAGAGUGGUCAAUGGAGUCAACCAACAGGAGGAGGGAAAGAAGAAGGGGAGAAGAAAGAGGAAGAUGAAGAAGGGGAGGGUGAUGCAGUCUGGGUGCUACGACAGGAAGGAGAUCUGGAGGCCUUCACCAACAGGGGGAAUGUUGUCAUUGUCUACUUCUACAGAAACACUUGGUCCCCAGCACUCCAGAGGUUCCUGAGGGAGUACAGCAGAUCAGCCCAAGACUUGCUACACUACAGAAUUUUGCUGGCCACUGUGGACUGUGGAGAGUACCAUGUGUCAUCGUACUGUUCCUCGGACAAAAUCAAUCGUUUUGCAUAUGGUUUCCGAGGAGGUCAAGAGAAAAUUGCCUUCCCACUGGACACCCUCUUCAACAGCAAUGCUAUUGUAGCCUCAGCUCUCCACCUGGCGUUGAUCAACACUGUCCCUAUCCUACAAACAGCUGGGGAAAGACGUAACCUUGAAAAACGCUGCCGAGGCCACUGUGACCUCAUCUUUGCCUACCUACGCACUCUUGGGACUCCAGAGCACCGAACCUUCCUGGAGGUGGCCCAUGCUCACCAGUCCUCGUUUGUGUUUGCCAUCACCACCUAUACAGCUGGCACCCUAGGUUUGCCUCCUCCUCAUGCUGAGGAGGAGGAACAGGAGAAGGGUGUGUGGGUGAUACACUGUCAGGGCAAGACUAUCAGCGAGGAGUGUGUGGUGAGCAACUACCGGGGGAAGAUGAUGCUGCCACAGCUACUCCACUUCAUUGACGUCCUGCAAUUGCCUCUCUGGCAUGAAGCCUCCAAGGUGCCACCAUCCCAGGAGCUUGUAACACCCUACGACGAUGCUGACCUGCCCUGGCUGCUGUUGCUUCAUGACAGCUCCUCCGCCACACGUGUCAAGGUUUUGGCCCCCAGCCUUGCCGAGCUCUUGCAUGGAUCUGUUGCUAUUAUCACCCUCAACAUGGAUGGUGUCACUGAUGAGCUAUUGGCCAAACUGGGCCUGAAUAUCCACACCAUUACCACACCAGCCCUCGCCUUCCUGCAGCGGGAUAAGUCGAGCGCCACAAUGUUGCUUAAUGAUUAUGAUGAUGUGUUGGAGUGGGUGAAGGAGCAGCUGAUGGUCCUACAUCAGAAAGAGCCCCAGAGCAAGGAGGAGCAAGGCUACCUUCCAGUGCAAGAAGUGGAAGAGCUGCAGCAAGAUGACGAGUUGGUGCUGGGAAUGGUGGAAAAUGACAGCUUUCCGGGGGUGACAGAGCUGGCCGGCCCAACACCUUUCAAUGCUGCUCUCAAGAUCAAAAAAAUGGCUGUUGUUGCCUUCUACCUGACCUGGGAUCCAGUCAGCAAUGCUCUUCUGCAGCAUCUGAGUGCUGUGGCAAGUCUGUUGGAGGAGCACCACAGCCAAGCCUCACUAUACAGCAUCAACUGCUAUGACUGGUCUCUGCUGUGCGAUAGCUACGGCAUCAACACUUAUCCCAUGCUGCGUCUCUACCCCCACGGCCGCCGCAACGUGACCUACAGCAACGCCAUCAACUAUUACCACAUCUUAAGGGCCAUAUUACUGGUGGAGCGGCCCAGCCCAGUGAAACUGACCAGCGUUCGGGCAGUAGAGGACAUGCUCGCCCUCAAGAAAGACAUUCACCCAGCUGCCCAACUCAUCAGUGCUGCCAUGGUUGGUGUAUUUCCAACUGAGAAAGAUUCAUCAACUUUCCUUGAAGUAUGUUGGAUGCUGGAGGGCAGCCAACUUUUGGGUCUUCACAUUUCCCAAGAGGCUGUUAGUACAUACUGUUCCUCUGAGGCUGGCUGUGUGGUGGUGAGCAAGCCCGGAGACAUCUUCCAGCCAUGGAGAACACUGGAGGCUCCUCUGCUCAGGUCCACGGCAAUCACAAGUGUCCUCAGCCAAGCCACCCUCAAUGUGAUGGACCAACUGGAUCCUGAGAGAUAUUCAGCCAUGCACAAUGGAGCAGAGAGUUCAGAUGAGGCACCAACCAGCCAGCACCUUGUCAUUUUGUUCCUGCCCAGUCACACCCUUCAAGCUGCAACUCUGAGCAACGCAGUGCCACCAUGGUCCUACUCCUCCUCAGCGAGCAAGAAAUUACCUCAAGACAACUUAUUGAUCACUAUUGGUCUUUUGGCAGCUGAUUUGUCUGAGCCAGGCUUUGUCUUCUCCUGGCUUACAUGGAAUGACCCUUUGGCACAGCAGUUAGGGCCUGUGUAUGGACUCACCCCUGAGGUGCAUGCAGUGGUGGGUGUAGCGAUGGGGGAGGGAGAGGUGCAUAUCUUCCCGCAGGGCAACUCCACCCGAGCUUCCCUCAAGGCCUGGCUCACAGCUCUUAGGGAGGGACACAGCACACCCUCAGUGGUGCUGCCGAAGAAAGUGUGGGAGCCCCGUCUGCCUGGCUUUGACUUCAUGCGCUUCAUGCAGGAGGACCAGGACCACGAUGCAGAGGAUCAUCUGGUGUUGGAGAUGGAGGCCGACCUUACUGCCAAGCCCCACCAUGGCACAGCCGGCAAGCAGAAGGUUUAAAUAAGCAACCGUGAGGGCAGCAGCAGAAGCAGCAAGAAGCUCACCCAAGACAAUUUUUAAGUAUUUUGAGAGUAUGGGAAGGUAAAGAUAAUGGAGUGAUACAUCUCAAGUAACUUUUCUCAUUAUUAAUUAAUUCUCAAAGUAUUCAAUAGUUCACUAUACUUACACAAAUGUAUGAUUCUCUCUCACUUCAAAUUUAAUGUAGUUUUUAAGUUUUAUUGACUUUUAUUUAAAUAGUUGCUUUUUAUUUAUUUAUUUAUUUAUUUAUUUAUUUAUUUUUUUUUUUUUCUAAUUGCUACAGGUCACUUGUUACGUUCUCAAACUGUUAAGAUUAUAUGACCAAACAGAGUACAUAAAUACUAUAUGAAUGUAAUAUUUGUUUUUCUACAAUAGUUUUAAUAAUGUAAACAAAAGAUAUGAUAAUAUGGUUCUCCUGUGUGCCUAUUACUUAAAUAUUUUUACUGAAAUUCCUCAAACCAUGAUUUCUUACCUUACCUUGGGAUCCUAUUUUGCUUUUUUUUCAUAAGUUUAUUCCUUGAGCAAUAUUUCAGUAGUAUAAUGAUAAUUUGUUUUUCAAAUACCAUCGACCAUUCAUCACUUUUUUUAUGGUCACACAUUUGUGGUGAUUUUGUAUUCACCACUUCAUUAAAAUUAAUAUUCCCCUCAACAGUUAUAUCCAUCAGUACCCAGUGUCAGUAUCCCAGCCACACUUCAUUGUCUUUUUAUUACUAUUUUUUAUCACUUAAUAAUUCUUAUCAAUACUAUUAUAUUACAAUGAGCAAUAUAUUUAAUUGUUACUGCAAUAUGUACCUGGAAACCUGAUAAGUGAAGACAUUGACUAUGCAGGUGUUUACCCCAAUUGCUUAGGCCAGGAGUAUUGAAUGGAUGAAGAGCUUGUCCUUUUCUUACAUACAAGGUGCAAUGUGUGGUCUAUAAAAAUACAGUAGAAAAAAUAGGAAGAAAAAAUGGGUUACAGAACUUACAGGUUCCUAUUGCUUCUUUUGUAUUGAAAAUAAAAACAAGUAAAUCUUACUGAUCAUUU
Eriocheir sinensis (Chinese mitten crab) is the source of this 4109-nucleotide messenger RNA. Its product is annotated as thioredoxin domain-containing protein 16-like. The record is from RefSeq and is a predicted model, not a curated record. Bases 116 to 3067 code for a protein of 983 amino acids. The transcript is spliced from 19 exons. NCBI's taxonomy places the organism in Eukaryota, Metazoa, Arthropoda, Malacostraca, Decapoda, Varunidae.